Molecule: messenger RNA, 530 nt
Organism: Lolium rigidum
Lineage: Eukaryota; Viridiplantae; Streptophyta; Magnoliopsida; Poales; Poaceae
Product: metallothionein-like protein 2C
Exons: 2
Coding region: 70-312 (80 amino acids)
Molecular function (GO): metal ion binding
Source: RefSeq, a predicted model, not a curated record
AAGCAUCCCUCUCUGAGCUAGCUACCUCCUCACUUCUUCAGUAGCAUCACCACCACUCUCGGAAGGAGAAUGUCUUGCUGCAGCGGCAAGUGCGGGUGCGGCGCCGGCUGCCAGUGCGGCAGCGGCUGCGGUGGCUGCAAGAUGUUCCCCGACGUUGAGGCUACCGCCGGCGCCGCCGUCAUGGUCAUGCCCACCGCCGCCCACAAGGCCACCUCCGGCGGGUUCGAGAUGGCCGGGGAGGCCGGCGGCUGCGACUGCACCACCUGCAAGUGCGGCACCGCCUGCGGCUGCUCCUGCUGCAGCUGCAAGUGAAGACCGCCGCCCGGCCGGUCGGUCGGCGAGCAUGAGGACAAGGAGGACAACGCCACCACCGCCACCCAGCAGCGUGUCUCACUAGCUGCUGCUAAAUAAAAUAACCACCGUGUGUUCCUUAAUUCUGUACGUGAGUCUCGCGUGUGUCGCCAUGAUCGAUCCAUCCAUGUCCUCCCUCAUGACUCCAGGCUUAAUAUAUGCGCCUCAACUUUGAUCCA